Molecule: messenger RNA, 2870 nt
Organism: Penicilliopsis zonata CBS 506.65
Lineage: Eukaryota; Fungi; Ascomycota; Eurotiomycetes; Eurotiales; Aspergillaceae
Exons: 2
Coding region: 29-2692 (887 amino acids)
Molecular function (GO): glutamine synthetase activity; hydrolase activity
Source: RefSeq, a predicted model, not a curated record
CGUCUCCGUCUUCACUUUUCCCAUAAAAAUGUCUCUCUCCCACCUCAUCCACACCCACCCCCUCAUCGACAACCACGCCCACGCCAUUCUCUCCCACUCCCACGCAACAGACUACGCCUCCUAUCCCUUCGAACAGAUCACCUCCGAAGCCCAGGGGCCAGCCCUGCACAAUGCCCACCGGUCGCUGCCUCUCCUCCGCGCGAUUAACGAUCUCGCCGGUCUCUACGGGUGCCCUGACGUCGUCCAAGGAGACCACAGGGCAGAAGAUCGCUGGGAGAAGCUGCUCGCGGCGCGGGCAGAGUGCGUCAAGACCGAAGCAGGCUAUGAAGAGCUCGUUCGGCGGUGUCUGCAUGGCACGCAGGUGCUUUUACUCGAUGAUCUGCUGCCCGGACAUGUGCAGGAGUACACCUGGCACGAUCGGUUCACGCCGUCACAAACGAAGCGAAUUGUGCGGAUCGAGGUUCUAGCGGGGGGAAUUAUCGAUGAGAUGAAAACCGGCAGCAAUUUCACAAGAGAGGAGAAAGAAGACGCCUUUUCGAGCUUUGCAAAGAGCUUCGCCGACGCCAUCCAAGGGGCAAUCGCGGACGCGGCGGUGGUGGGCUUCAAAUCGGUGAUCUGCUACCGGACGGGCCUGGAUGUCGGGAACCCAGACGAGGCGAGCGUGAUGGAAGCGUUCGUCAGGACGGCGUCGAUGACGGGGACGUGUCGUGUGGAGGAUAAAUCGCUCAACGACUGGAUCCUACUGCGCACCCUCGACCUGUUGAAACAGCACCGGCUGCAGCAUGAAGAAGAGACCCCCAAACCGGUCCAGCUACACACCGGCCUGGGCGAUGCUGAUAUCAACCUCCUCACCUCCAACCCGGCGCAUCUCCAGCCCGUCAUCGCCCGGUAUCCGGAGGUCGCCUUUGUCCUGCUGCAUUCGGCCUACCCGUACACACGGGAGGCAGGGUACCUUGCCUGCGUGUACGACAACGUCUAUCUCGACCUGGGCGAGGUGUUCCCCAUGGUCAGCCGGGAUGCGCAGCAGGCCAUCCUCCGCGAGAGUCUCGAGAUCGUCCCCACGUCCCGCUUGCUCUGGAGCACCGAUGGCCAUUACUUCCCGGAGACGUUUUGGCUGGCAAACCGCCAGUUCCGCCUCGUCCUCGACGAGGUGCUGACCGAGUAUGUGCGCAGGGAGGACCUGUCCCUGCUACAGGCGAUGACCGCGGCCGCCGAUAUCCUCUUUCACAACUCGAACCGACUGUACGGGCUCAACUUGAGCCCUGAUCCGGUGAUGGCCGGGUCGACGGCCAUCACAGCUAACAUGGUCGCCACAUCUGAUACUACAUCUGCUACAUCUGGAGUGCCUUGGCUGGCUAAACUGGCUAAAUUGAAUGUCAAGUUUGUCUGGGUCCAAUGGCUAGACUACACAGCCACCACCCGCGUGCGCAUGUUCCCUGUCCGCGAAUUCCUUCGCCUCGCCCACCAGCAGCGCCGCCUGGGCAUUGCCCGCGCCAAUCUACGCAUGAUCCAAACGGACGCCGUCGCCCCGGGGAGCUCCUGCGCGGGGCAGUUCUACCUGCAGCCCGACCUGGCGACCCUGGCGCCGAAUCUGGCCUUUGGUCCAGUGGCUGCUGCUGGUGGUGGUCGUCACCCGUCCGCCAGCGCCACGGUGAUGACCUUUUGGCGUGGAGAGGACGGCGUGCCGCUCGAGGGGUGCCCGCGCACGACGCUGCAGCGGAUAACACGCCUCCUCCAGACGGAGCAUGGGCUCGACGUGCUCUGCGGGUGCGAGAUCGAGGUCGUCCUGAUGCGCUUCGACAGUGUCUACAACGUGUACGUUCCCGCCGCGACGAACCAUUCCUGGUCGCAGAUGACGCGGGAAACACGCCCGUUGGUGCCCCUUCUGGAAGAGAUCGCAGACACCCUCGCCUCGCUCGACAUCGAGCUGCAACAGUUCCACGCCGAGUCUUCCCCAGGCCAGUUCGAGUUCGUCCUCCCCCCUUCAUCCCCAUUACAGGCCAUCGACACCCUCCUCCGUGCCCGCGCGGCGAUCGUCCACGUCGCCGAGCAGCAUGGUCUGCGCGCAACACUCCAUCCGCGCCCUUAUACCUCUGCGGCCGGAACAGCGGCCCACACGCAUAUCUCCAUCUCGAAGACAACGCCCGACAUGACGCUUUCUUCCUCCAUCUCCACCGCUACUGAACAAUCCUUCCUCGCAGGUCUCCUCGCCCACCUCCCCUCCGUGAUGGCCUUCACCCUCUCCCAGGAGGAAAGCUACGCGCGCGUCCAGGCCGGGAUCUGGGCUGGCGGCGAAUGGGUCGCAUGGGGGACCCAGAACCGCGAGACGCCCCUGCGCAAGAUCUCCCCUGCCCACUGGGAGGUCAAGACCGUCGACGGGCUGGCGAAUAUGUAUUUGGCGCUUGCUGCACUCCUCGCUGCCGGAUACUUGGGCUUGAAACACAGUUUACCAUUAACCAUUCAAGAUUGUCAAGGCGACUCAUCGGUUGAUCGCGAGAAAUACGGCAUCACUACCCCCCUCCCAAAUACCUUGCAGGCAAGUCUCGCGGCCCUGCAGGCUGACGUCGACCUGCACACCCUCCUCGGCAAGGAGUUUGUGCAGGAUUACAUCGCCACCAAGAGGACGGAGAGGGAGAUGUUGCUUGCCAUGCCUGACUCGGAGCGUAGACUUUGGUUGAUUGAGAGGUAUUGACCGGGUCUAUACUGCCUAUAUGGUACCUAUAUAUGCAUCACAUUAGUGACGCAUUAGUUUUUCUGUACAAUACAGACCCUAACUACGAAUUACCUGAUGCAAAAGCCUGGUUACUAUUUUCUUUCUCUGUGUAUGUUGCACGCCAUGGCUGCUCGUGUUUUCGAGCCUUGACGGGGGG